Molecule: messenger RNA, 693 nt
Organism: Arabis nemorensis
Lineage: Eukaryota; Viridiplantae; Streptophyta; Magnoliopsida; Brassicales; Brassicaceae
Source: the annotation of a GenBank genome assembly
AUGGCUCCUUUUCAUAGAUUGAACAAAAUUUCUCUUCAUCUUUCACUUGAUGAUUCUUCCCAAUCUCGUUCUUUACUACCUGGUUUGAAAGAAGCACUUGUAUAUGCAACUCCCGAACAACGAAGAACUUGGCUUGGUGAGCCUCUGUAUCCAUUGGUGAAAGAACUUGAGCCAUUGCAGACCGCAAAAAUCACAGGAAUGCUUCUUCAAAUGCCCACAAGCGAAAUCGUUCAUUUGAUAGAAUCACCCGAAGCACUUAAAGCCAAAGUCAAAGAGGCAAUUGAGGUUCUACGGAACUCAAUUCCCACAGAGCUGCAGCUUACGAGCUCCACUAAGCCCAUGGAUUUCAUUGGUAUAGAAGUGAAGAAUGGUGAUUCCACCUACUGCUGGUCAGAUUGCAGGCUCCCUCCAAGAGCGUAUUGGGAGAAUCUAGCAUAUGCAACUCCCGAACAACAAAGAAAUAUGCUUGGUGAGUGUCUGUAUCCGCUGGUGGAAACACUUGAGCCACUCUGGACAGCAGAAGUCACAGCAGUGCUUCUUACAUUGGACCAAAGUGAAAUCCUUCAUUUGUUGGAAUCAUCUGACGCACUUAAAGCCAAAGUCAAAGAGGCAAUUGUGGUCCUAAGCGGCUCAUGGAUUCCGCAGCAGCUACAACAGCUUAUGAGCUCCAUCAAGCCCGCGAGUAAGCUCUAA